AUGGCACAACCCGACCUUACCUCCCAUCACGUCAACUACUUAAUAUGGCGGUAUGUCUUCCCUUUCUUCAUCCCCCGAUUCUCCAAUUCCUCCGAUGCGCCUCCCGCAGAUCUAACCCGCUUCCCCGUAGGUAUCUUCAAGAAUCAGGUUCGUCAUGGUGAUGCUGCUGUCUCUCUGCAGCGCGCAUGGUUCCCGGAUCCGCAGAGUCUUCCCUUUGCGCGCCACAUCAAAACCCAUGCCCUGGUCUCGCUGGUCCAAAAGGGCCUGCAGUACCACGAACUGGAGUCUUCGCUUGACAAGGAGGGAAACCCCAUUACUUUCACACCCACUGACUAUUUUUUCGGGCCGGAGCCGUUCGAGGCCAAUGCCUUGAAGCGCCGGGAUGACGCUGGCACAGACCAUCCGGCGGAGCCCGCGCGUGACCGCGUAACCAAUGGACACUCACUUGAUGCCAGGCCGCGCAAGGAGACGAAUGGCGAUGAGUCUAUGGAAGUGGACGAUGAGAGCAAAGGCUCUGUGGAUGGCGAUGGAGAUGUGAGCAUGGGGGCCGAGGAGCAGGCCCCGGAACCCACCCUUUCAACCGGCAGCAGCGCCGGCGUCCAGAUCUCCCCCGCCAAGGCCGCCGAUUUGGCGCCAGACACCGCCCUCCUGCACGCCAAUGAUCACGUGAUGACCACUCGCUGGCGCCCCCGGGAUUCGACCCUACUCGUCGCUGCUGGCGAGACCUCCUGCAGCUUAUGGAAGCUAUCAUUAUCCUCGCCCCCCGAACAGAAUCGAUUCCUCGACCUGAAAGGCACCAGUGCCUAUGUAUCCGGCGUGGCCUGGGAUGCCGUUGGCUCCAAAUUGGCCGUGGCUACCAUCCGCGAUAUGGAGAAGGGAGCGAUUACCAUGUAUAAUUCCGAAGGUAAUGUUGUGGAUCUCCUUCCUGAUCUCCCACGUUUGAUCAGUGGUCUGCAUUGGUCCGACGAUAGUCCACAGUUGGUCGUCGUUGCAUCUGACGAACGAUCUUCGGAAUUGGCUCUUUGGGAUGACAGCCGCCGGCCGGAUGUGUACCCUCCCCCACAGGCCAUCGACAGUCACGUCUAUGACUUGGCCUGGUGCGGACGUAAUCUGGUUUUCGCUUGCGGAGAUGGGGCUGUCUACCAGUGUGAAGUGGACAGUAACAUCCGCCUGACCAAGACCUUCAAUUCUCGGGACACCGACACCGCUUGGGCUUUCGUUCGUUCUGCCCACACUUCAUCAUACUCUGUUGCAGUUGCCGCAAGCUCUACAACUUCCUCCAUUUGGAUUCCGACACAUGAUAUUUUGAUUGAAAAUGCCCACCAAGAUGCAAUCACCGCAAUUGAUAUUCGACCUGCAGAACCACAUUCACAACAAAACUCCACAAUCACAAUCGCCUCUUACUCGAUCGAUACCUUUGUCCAUGUCUGGGAAGUGGACCUCGACUCGAAACAACAUAAACGCAUCCACCGCCUGCGCCUAGGUUCAUCAACCCCUGCUUUAGCUGGCAGCUUCUCGCCAGACGGAUAUGCUCUCUGCGCAGUGAGUCAGGAGAAGCUAUUCAUUUGGAAUGCCGAGCGUGGCGGGGAGCCCAUGGCCACAUGGACGGCUCCCAGCUCAGAACAAGUUAAGGAAGACCCCGAUCACCCCACGAAUGGACAGAACGGUCAUGCAGCACCGGUCCCCGAUCGAGAUCUAUCUUGGGAUCACGACGGCAAGAAGCUCGCGUAUGGCUUUGGCGAUCAGAUGGCCAUCGUCAAUCUUCAGCGGUGA
Penicillium waksmanii is the source of this 1773-nucleotide messenger RNA. RefSeq names its product WD40 repeat domain-containing protein. Bases 1 to 1773 code for a protein of 590 amino acids. Gene Ontology annotation, biological process: regulation of transcription by RNA polymerase II. Gene Ontology annotation, cellular component: Set3 complex. Gene Ontology annotation, molecular function: transcription corepressor activity; protein binding. The transcript is spliced from 4 exons. The record is from RefSeq and is a predicted model, not a curated record. Lineage: Eukaryota; Fungi; Ascomycota; Eurotiomycetes; Eurotiales; Aspergillaceae.